Messenger RNA from Cylicocyclus nassatus, 1122 nucleotides. NCBI's taxonomy places the organism in Eukaryota, Metazoa, Nematoda, Chromadorea, Rhabditida, Strongylidae. The record is from the annotation of a GenBank genome assembly.
GGUGAAAGGUUCCUGUUUCAAGCAUCGCUCACUUAACAGUAAGCAGUGCGAUGUCCACUUCAUCGUCGGUGCCGAAACCUGAAAUAACGCGGGAUGCCAUAAUUUGCGACUGGAAGGUAACAAGAAAAAUUGGUUCCGGAGGCUUUGGAGCUGUGUACGAAGUUGAGAAGGACGGAGUGCGAGGCGCUCUCAAGACUGAGUUUGUGGACCAAACCGGCGAGCGAAGUGAAACUCUUAGAAACGAGGUCAUGCAGUUGCGAGUUAUGCAAUGGUCAAAACAUUUUUGUCGAUUAUACUUGGCAUGUAGACUAAGAUGUGGGAAAGAGAUCGUCAAUGUCAUGAUUAUGAGUCUGGUCGAAAGACCUCUGUCAAGACUGCGACGUAUGACGCCUGAAUCUCGUUUUACGCGUGCUACAGCAGUCAGACUGUCGCGACAGUGCUUGGAGGCUAUACAUGACCUACAUCGUACCGGGAUCAUACAUAGAGAUAUAAAGGCCAGCAAUUUUGCUUGGUCCUCGGAGCGAAUUGUCUACCUACUUGAUCUGGGAUUUUGUAGACGAUUUCUGGCUUUGAGCGAACAAGAAGUGCGACAUCGACCACCAAGAAAGCACGUUGCAUUUCUUGGGACUAGUAAAUACUGUUCCCCAAACAUGCACAAGAAACUCGAUCAAGGCAGGAGAGACGAUCUGUGGGCCUGGCUUUACAUGACAGUGGAAUUUAUGGCAGGUAAAUUGAUAUGGAGAAAUGACGAGGACAAGGUGAUUGAGAAAAAAAAAGAAAAAAUUGGAUCACGUCUACUGCUGAAAUGCCCUCAAGAGAUGUACAUGAUCUAUGACCACAUUCGACAUCUUGAAUUCAAAUCGAAACCAAAUUAUGAAAUGAUACGAAGACAACUAGAUAAAGUUUGUGCACGGUUGGAUUACUCAGAAAGUCAGCCGUAUGAUUGGGAAGAAGGUGGUUACUAUCACGAAUAUUACACCAAAAAAUCAGAUACUGAAAAGGAUCUCACCGAGAAAGAGUCCAAUCAAUCCGCAGCUGAUGUGGCGACGUGUGAGGAAGGAGCACUGAUAGAAAGUGAAGCAAGUGGAUGAUAGAGUCAAGAAGCGUUAAUAUCACAUCAUC